Messenger RNA from Megalobrama amblycephala (Wuchang bream), 4015 nucleotides. RefSeq names its product ras-associating and dilute domain-containing protein (gene radil2b). Gene Ontology annotation, biological process: substrate adhesion-dependent cell spreading; signal transduction; neural crest cell migration. The record is from RefSeq and is a predicted model, not a curated record. The transcript is spliced from 16 exons. Bases 464 to 3826 code for a protein of 1120 amino acids. Lineage: Eukaryota; Metazoa; Chordata; Actinopteri; Cypriniformes; Xenocyprididae. Gene Ontology annotation, molecular function: GTPase binding. Gene Ontology annotation, cellular component: microtubule.
GAUAGAUAGAUAGAUAGAUAAAAAGUGUUAAGAUGAUAAAAUAUUAAGUUUAAGUGUUGAAAAAACCUGUCAAUAUACUUAUUCACCGUGGUAUUGCAAUGUUAUCUACGUCAAUAACAAACAAAAAGCUUUUACUUUUACCGCUAUUAUUAUUUUUUUAUAUACUUUAAUGUAAAUAAUAGAAAAGGACACUUUUUCCUGAAAUAAACUUUUAGAUUCCGUCCUAAGGAACCGCAUCAGUGUGUCUCAAUAGACAGUAAGCUGCCUACCUAGUCAUCAUCUGUGGGCAUCACAAGCGCGCGCAGCAUUUUUAAUCGAGAACGCGCCCGUGAUGCCCAAAAGUGCUGCCCACGUAGACAGACCAGCAGCGCAAUGAAGUAUGGACACGCAGAGCAGAAAGUCAUUCAGUGUUGGUUUGAGGAGUUGAUGUUGCCUCUGUCUGGAGUAAUGUUGUCCGGUUGGUAUGACACGUGUGCUCGGGCUGGUCAUUCUAACGGACCCGUUAACUAGACCACAAGAGCUCUGGGCAGCUGUUGGGAUGAUGAUCGGGCACGAGCGGAGCUCUCAGACAUCCAAGCCGCCGCCGUCAGCCUCACCUGCGGGUUUACCGGCCAGCGUGUCCCGCAGAAGAUUCUCCAGGGUCGGGAGGAAACACAGCAAUGGAUCCGUGCAGUCGAGCUCAUCCAGCGGCACGGCCAGAUCGACGGAGAGCGUCGGCGUCCGGCAGCCGGCGAAGAGCAAGAUCCGGCGGCACCAACACCGUCUGUCGGCAGUGUUCGGCCGCGGGCCUCGGCGAGCUUCAGCGGAGAUGACCGCCGCAGGAGAGGAGGAGACGGCGGUGACGGACGACCCCUCCGAGCUGUCCAAUAAUGUCACGGCUCCAGGCAUUCUGAAGAUUUUUGGCACUGAGAUUUGCGAAGGAGCAAACUACAAGAGCGUACUGGCCACGACACACUCCAGUGCCAAAGAGCUGGUUAAAGAGGCACUCGCCAGAUACUCCCUGAGCAAAGCAGAAGCUGAUGACUAUGUGUUGUGUGAUGUGAUUGGCUGCAUUGAAAACCAGUGCUGGAGGACGGAAUGUGUUCGUGUGGUUGGAGACAAUGAGAAGCCGCUCCUGCUGCAGUCACUCUGGAAACCCAGAGAGGGCUUUGCUCGCCGGUUUGAGAUCCAGCGCAAGGCCACAGUGGAGGAAAACUACUCUAAAGACAAAGACACGGUGACCGCCGGCUUAAACGCACAGGCACGGAAGCUGCAGAAGACGCGCUCCAGGGUGAAAUCUGUCCCGCUGGACGUAUGCGUGAGUGAUGGCAGACACAAUCUGUUUAAGAGUCUCAGCGAGACGGACCUGCCAGCCGAGGCUCACAGUCCGGAGACCACGGAGGAUCCAGAGGCCGAGGCCUACAAAGCAACGCCGCGUCCUGCCAGUGAACGCGAGGAGACGGAGAGUAGCGAUGACAACGCCACACAAUAUUCCAUUCAUCCGCCCCUGGAUUUCCCCUACUUCCUGCUUCUGCAGGGCUUCAGUUACAGACAGGAUUUUGUCAUCUAUGCAUUGAUCAACAGCUGCACAGUAUUCGGACGCCGUGAUGAGCGAACUGAGCCCGAGAGCGAUGCGGAAAGCCAGUAUCUCUGGGCUCCAGAUCUGCUGCCGCGUCACUGCUGCGUCCGGCGCCUGGACAUCUCUCCGGCCUCGGCGGGCGGCCGGUCCGGCAGCGUGACCCUACUGAAACCCCUCAACAGGGCGAAAGUGAAGAGGAACGGAGCCGCCGUCAGCCAUGAAGUGGAGCUGCAGUCGGGAGACGUCGUCAGCUUGGGCGAUCAUUACCUGUUCAUGUAUAAAGACCCGACUUCUGCAGCCACGCAGACGUACACACGACCUCCGCUCUGUCAAACGUGUGUGCUGUCAGAGAAAACCAGAACCUGCUUCAGAGACCUGGAGGGAGCAGAACUGGUUCUGCCGUAUGAUGUUGAACAUGAAUCCCGGGUCCUGGAGGAGAUCUUUACCACGGUUGACCAGGAUAAGUCCGCACACAAACUGACCGCGGCGUUCCUGCUGUGCUUGUGUCUCCAGCAGUCCGCCACUCAUUUCUCAAUGCCCGCCCUCCGCAGACUGCUUCUGCAGACGGCCAAUCGGCUUCAAAUGCUCGUAUGGGAAAAGGCGAAGGAACUUGCAGCUUUGCAGCCUGAAAUAAGUGAUUCAGACUGGCUGAUCCAGGGUCUGGAGCCGCUGGUCCUGUGGAUGUCUAACUCCGUCCAGAUCCUUCACUUCAUUCACCAGGAGCUUCCUCGUCUGCUGCAUGGGAUCUCUCAGGAGGAGGAGGAGGAAGAGGAAGACUGCAUUGCGGUUCUGGAGCUGCGCCUGUCGUCUGUGCGCUCGGCCAGCGAGGAGGCCAUGACGGUCCUGGAGGAGGUUCUUAUGUUCACCUUCCAGCAGUGUGUCUAUUAUCUCACCAAGAUGCUGUACCCGCUUCUCCCAGGCUUUCUGGACAGUAAUCCGUUCUCCGAGAGCGGUCAGCUGCAGGUGCCGGAGGACGUCAGACGAGUGCUGGACAUCUGCACACAAACUCUGCAGCUCCUCAGAGGCUUCCAGGUGCACCCGGAGAUCCUGACGCAGCUCUUCGCCUACCUCUUCUUCUUCAUCAACGCUCUGCUGUUCAAUCUGCUGAUGGAGAGAGGGUCGGGCGGGACGUUUUACCACUGGUCCCGUGGGGUCCAGAUCAGGGCUAACCUGGAUGUGCUGAUGGACUGGACUCAUGGAGCUGGACUCGGGGAUCUGGCUCACACUUACCUUCUCAAGCUCUCCUCAGCUGUCAAUCUACUGGCCACGCCGAAGGAGAACCUGCUGCAGAUGUGCUGGAAGGCUCUGCGGAUGGAGUUCCCGUCUCUGAACGCGGCUCAGCUGCAUCACAUGUUGAGAGAGUAUAACCCUCGCCGCUCCUGCGCCGCCGUGUGGACGCCCUCCAGCGCCGAGGCCAGCGCCGCCCUCUGCACCGACCAUAUCCUGGAGAGUUUCGAUGAGCAUCCGCCUCUCGUCCUUCCCACGGACGGCUUCGAGCUGGAGCUGAAGAGACCAAUCGGAGAGAGCGAUCUGAUGAAACAACUGCAGCGUUUCCACAGGCUGAUCGACACAAUCACACACCCACAAUCCUCAGAGCCGCCGCAGCUCGUCUCUGCGGUGCCGAUGGAGGCCAAGCUCACCAAGAUGGAAGUUCACCCAAAAGCUCAGCUGGAGGUCAGCCACACGGAGCUGGUGUUUCCCGCAGGAGCGAGUGAUCUGGGCUCAUGUGAAGCUCUUUUAACCAGAAAGCUGCAGAAUCUGGAGCUUCACAAUAAAGACGCGACUCACAUCAGCGCGGAGCGUCCGGCGCUGGAUCCCUCGUGUUUACUGACUCCACCGAACACGCCGCGAAACCUGGAGCUGACGGAUUCUGACACAGAUUCGAACCAUCAGACGUCCACGUGCAUCACCGCAGUCAGAGAGGAGGAAGGUGAGAGUGAAGAGUGUGAGACUGCAGAAGAAGACGACGUGUUUGUGCUGGAGCUGCAGAGAGCAGCGUGUGGACUGGGUCUGAUGUUGGUGGACGGAGAGGAAACACCAUUGACCGUCAGUGGGAUUUACAUCAAAUCAGUUCUUCCAGACUCUCCUGCUGCUCAGUGCCAGAGGCUGAGAGUCGGCGAUCGCAUUCUAGCCGUGAACGGACUCAGUCUGGCAGGAGUCGACUAUCAGACUGGGCUGGAGCUCAUUCAGAUGUCAGGAGAAAGACCUCGGCUACUGGUUGCCAGAUCUCUCUGCGCUACAAAAGAAGCGAGGACAAAAACUAAAUAGAGUUUAAAGAGGACCUAUUCUGCCCUUUUGUUUUUAGGCUCUACUAGACUGAAUACUGAUUAUUCUCCUCAUAUUCUCCAUUGUUGCAGCUCCUCUCUUCCCAGUCUGUCAGUAACGCUCUGUUUAGUUCCUGUCUCCAUGAAGCCCCUCCUUCUGAAAAGCACACUGCGCUCUGAUUGGUCGGCUGGA